ACACUGGUUUUAUGUUUUGUUUGCGUGGGUGGAUGGGCGGGCGCAACCAUUUGUCACAACUGGUCGAAUAAUAUAUUAGUUGGAAAACAUAAAUUAGAAAUCACUAGAAAUGUGCAGCCAUUUUGCUGCUUGGCAUUGCAAUGUCGGACCGUCGUAAGCGUGGGUACAUGCCCGAAAUAACCAUCGAUUAUCAAGCAGUGCCGUUACACGCAUCCAAUGCAACGGAAAUUAUCAAUCGAAAUUCAAACUCAACGUCAACAACGUCAACGACUACGUCAUGCUGCAGGCGCCCCGCUGUAGCUGCGGCAGAGGGUGACGCUUUAUGCUAUGGUCAUGGCUAUAUUAUACCCGUACUAAUACUGUUUGUGCUUGUGUUAACUGUGCUCCUGUUGCCUUGGGAAACACGAAACGGCCAUAUGGACGAAACUACCCCCGUGGAAAAGCCAUUGCCUUGUCAAUUACAGCUGGUGGAGACGAUACCCAUUGGCCUGAACUAUACGCCCGAUAGUCCGAAGUUCUUGAGCACUUUCGAAGCAUGGCAGCUGCUGCUGAAUAAAGCAAAGGCAACAAUUGAUAUAGCUGCUCCGUAUUGGACAUUACGCGGAGUCGAUGUCAAUGAUAGCAGCACACAGCUGGGUGAGCAGCUGUUCCAGCGUUUGCUCUCGAAUGGAGAUCCCGGCAAGUCAAAAUUACGCAUACGCAUUGCUCUCAAUAAGAGUGUGGAAAGCUCUUGGCAUGCGGAUGCCCGAAUCUUUGCCAACUAUGGUGCCGCUAAGGUGGUAGCCGUUAAGCUGGCCAACGAAGGGGCCUUACACACAAAGAUGUGGAUUGUGGAUGGACAACAUUUCUAUUUGGGCAGUGCCAACAUGGACUGGCGGUCGCUGACACAGGUCAAGGAGCUGGGUGUGCUUGCCCAGAACUGUCCUCACUUGACACGCGAUUUGUCGAAGAUAUUCAAAUCCUACUGGCAACUGGGCAGCGAUGGAUCUGCAGGCAUACCCAAGCCGUGGCCCUGGUCCUAUCAUUCUCUCUACAAUCUGCGUCAACCUAUGCUUAUACGAAUCAAUAGUAACUAUACCAUGCGUGCCUAUAUAUCGAGUGCUCCGCCACCACUGACGGCUAGUGGACGUACCCAUGACUUGGAUGCCAUUCUCAACUGCAUAGAUACGGCAGCCGAAUUCGUGCAUAUUGCAGUCAUGGACUAUUAUCCGUUAAUUCUGGUUGGUGCCAAGCUGGAAUUUUGGCCACUCAUCGAUAACGCUCUGCGGAAAGCAGCCCUCGAGCGUGGAGUGGCCGUUAAGUUGUUGGUUUCCUGGUGGAAGCAUUCCGAUCCCAAUGAGGAUAACUAUCUGCGCUCGCUGCAGGAAUUGUCAACAUACAACCAUCAAGUAGAUAUACAAAUUCGCCGUUUUAUUGUGCCUUCGGAUGAACAACAGUUAAAGAUACCCUUUGCGCGUGUCAGUCAUAAUGCUUACAUGGUCACUGAGCGAGUGGCUUACAUUGGAACCUCCAACUGGUCGGGCGAGUACUUUACAUACACCGCUGGUGUGGGUCUUGUGCUGGCCGAAGUGGAUUUCGAGAAUGAAACGCAGCAUACGCUGCGCUCGGAUGUUGUGGAUGUCUUUGCCAGAGAUUGGCAUAGUCCGUAUGCGUUGCCACUGAAAUAUAACCUCCGUCUUUGAAUUUUUGAUGUAAUUUGAACAUAUUGCGCGCUCCCAUCCCGCCGUGCUGUCGUUUAACAACACUGCCACAGACAGCUGCUACUCCAUGU
Messenger RNA from Drosophila arizonae, 1771 nucleotides. Its product is annotated as 5'-3' exonuclease PLD3. The record is from RefSeq and is a predicted model, not a curated record. Gene Ontology annotation, molecular function: catalytic activity. Lineage: Eukaryota; Metazoa; Arthropoda; Insecta; Diptera; Drosophilidae.